Messenger RNA from Spinacia oleracea (spinach), 765 nucleotides. RefSeq names its product peroxisomal and mitochondrial division factor 2. Bases 1 to 765 code for a protein of 254 amino acids. NCBI's taxonomy places the organism in Eukaryota, Viridiplantae, Streptophyta, Magnoliopsida, Caryophyllales, Amaranthaceae. The transcript has a single exon. The record is from RefSeq and is a predicted model, not a curated record.
AUGGCGGACAACGAAGCUCUCGUUAAUGGCGUCAACGGCGAUUCAUCGGAUUUCUACGACGCUGAUCAACCUACGAAGAAGACUACCUCGAUCACCUCCGUUGACGAGCUUAAUCAGAGGAUCGAGGCUCUGGAGAAGGAGAAGUCCGAUUUGGAGAGAGAGAAUUCGCAAUCGGAGGCUAAAAUCGGGGAGCUACAGGCUGAGAUCUAUUCCCUGAGGACUGAAAAUGCGGAGUCGGAGUCUAACCGUAGGGCGGCGGAAGCCAUAGCUAAGCACGCGUCGGAGCUCGAAGGCCAGGUUGUGCGUCUCGAGCAUGACUACAUCACCUCCAUGAACGAAGGUGCGGAGGCGAACCGUGAGGUUCAGGAGCUGAAAGCAAAGAUCAGAGAGCUUGAGGAGAAGGCCAAGAAAGAGAAAGAUGAGAAAGGCGGCGAAAUCAGUGAACUGAGAAGGCAAAAGGAUGAGGUUGAAGAGUCCGUCGGGGAGCUUAAGGCUUUGUUGAAGGAAUCCGAGGAUAAGGUGAAGCAAAUGGAAGAGAAGAUGGAUGAAUUGGUGAAGAAAUCGACAGAAUCUGAUAAAUUGAUCGGCGGAUUGAUGGAGAAAGUUACAGAGAGAGAAGCUGUUAUUCCAGAAGCUGCUGAUGAGGAGAAGCAAAGCGAUGACGAAUUCAAAGGAUUGAAGACUCAAUUACCUGUUAUUGGAGCUAUUUCUGCUGGUGUUCUGGUCGCCGUCGUCGUCGCUGCUUGCUACAUUAGGCAGAAGUAG